Molecule: messenger RNA, 1902 nt
Organism: Cladophialophora yegresii CBS 114405
Lineage: Eukaryota; Fungi; Ascomycota; Eurotiomycetes; Chaetothyriales; Herpotrichiellaceae
Product: ubiquitin-like 1-activating enzyme E1 B
Exons: 2
Coding region: 1-1902 (633 amino acids)
Biological process (GO): protein sumoylation
Cellular component (GO): cytoplasm; SUMO activating enzyme complex
Molecular function (GO): SUMO activating enzyme activity
Source: RefSeq, a predicted model, not a curated record
AUGGCCCGCGAAACUUAUACCCGUCAGUCUCUGGGGGCGACUCAGCGGCUAGUUAAAGAGUCCCGGGUUCUUCUUGUCGGCGCAGGUGGCAUCGGCUGCGAGCUGCUCAAGAAUCUGGUGCUCACGGGCUUUGGCGAAAUACACGUCAUAGACCUUGACACCAUCGACCUGAGCAACCUGAACCGUCAGUUCCUGUUUCGUCACGAACACAUCAAGAAGCCGAAGGCGCUCGUCGCAAAGGAAGUAGCCGGCAAAUUCAAUCCUAAUGUCAAACUCGUCGCAUACCAUGCAAAUAUCAAAGACAAGCGAUUCAACUUGGAAUGGUUCUCCGGGUUCAAUCUGGUAUUUAACGCGCUGGACAAUAUGGACGCUAGACGGCACGUCAACAAAAUGUGCUUGACGGUUGACGUCCCGCUGAUUGAGUCUGGCACUACUGGCUUCAAAGGUCAGGUGCAGGUGAUCAAGAAAGGCAAGUUCGCUUGCUACGAUUGCACGCAGAAACCGACAGCCAUCUCAUAUCCCGUUUGCACGAUACGAUCUACACCCAGCCAGCCGAUCCAUUGUAUCGUGUGGGCCAAGAGCUAUCUCCUGCCCGAAUUGUUUGGUGUGAGCGAAGACGACACCCCCGAGAUGGACACGUCGGCGGAUUCAGAUAAUGCGGAAGAGAUCAAGAAGCUGCAAGAAGAGGCUCAAGCGCUGAAGACGAUCCGAGCUUCAAUGGGCUCCAACGAUUUUGCAAAGCAGGUGUUUGACAAAGUGUUCAAGGAAGAUAUCGAGCGCCUGAGGAAGAUGGAGGAUAUGUGGAAGGACAAACAACCCCCUGAACCACUGUCUUACGAUACACUUGAGCAGGAAGUCGCAAAGGUCGACCUUUUUACAAUCACGAACGGGCAGCGCGUCUGGUCUGCUGCGGAGAACUUCGUCGUGCUGAAAGAUAGUUUGGACAGAUUAGCGUUACGCUUAGCACAAGACCAAGCAGCGGCAUCAAAAUCGGGUUCACCACAGCCUUCAAUCUCCUUCGACAAAGAUGACGAUGACACGAUGGACUUUGUUGCCGCAGCAGGUAACCUCCGAGCAAUCAUAUUCGGCAUCGAGCCCAAGUCGAAAUUCGACAUCAAACAGAUGGCAGGCAAUAUCAUUCCUGCAAUCGCCACGACGAAUGCCAUGGUUGGCGGGUUAUGCGUGAUGGAGGCUUUCAAGGUCUUGAAAGGAGAUUUCGCCCGGACGCGUUUCUUGUGGGUAUCCAAUGGCGCGUUGGCCACGGACAAGCUGGACGAGCCCAACCCCGAAUGCCCCGUUUGCAGUGUGGCCAUGGUUCGAGCACGCGUCGACUUGGAAAACGCCACGCUAGGAAACCUGGUGCAAAAUAUUUUACGAACAAGACUGGGCUAUGGCGAAGAAAUCACCGUCAUGAAUUCGGCGGGUAUCGUCUACGACCCGGACCUCGAGGACAACCUGGAAAAAAAGCUUUGCGAACUAGAUAUCAGUGAGGGUAGCUUCGUGGUGGUCAAAGAUGAAGAGGAUGACGAUCCCCGAGUCGAUCUGCACCUGGCCAUCGAAGCGAAGAAACCAGAAGACGGAGAAAGCCCCAUCGUAUUGGUCGACAAGGAGGGUCAGACGUUCGAGGUACCGAAGAGGCCGAAGAAGAAGUCCGGAGCCGACGGCGAAAAGGCAGACCAAGACGAAGACGAGGAUGGUUUGGUCAUGAUGAACGGCGAUGCAAACACAGCACCUGCCACAGGCAAGCGGAAGCGACCGAUCGAAGACGGCGCAGAAGACGGCGCCAACCCAGCGAAGAAAUUACAAGGUCCAAAGAGUGACCAAGUUGCGCAAAAUUCAGCGGCACAAGCUAUUGUGAUUGACGAGGACAAUGGAGCGUUCGUGAUUGCGGAUGAUGAUUGA